Messenger RNA from Caenorhabditis bovis, 486 nucleotides. The record is from the annotation of a GenBank genome assembly. NCBI's taxonomy places the organism in Eukaryota, Metazoa, Nematoda, Chromadorea, Rhabditida, Rhabditidae.
AUGGGACAAUAUACUGAAUUUCAGCGGCCUCCGAAUUAUUUGAGACAUCUCAAUCAAUACGGAUUCGUAGAUUUCAAUGAAGAUUUCGAAUUCGGAGAUACGAUUAUCAUAAAUGUGUAUCCUUAUGAAAAUUGCAAUAUAAUGCGAAAAAGUAAAAUGAAUUUUGGAUAUUCGCCAACCUAUGAAUUGUAUGCGGAUCCUUCAACUAUCCAGCACAAUUCUGUCUAUAUAAAGAUACCAAUUCGAUUGCCAUAUCGAACAAAAUUGGCUGAUCCACUUCGAUUUAUUGACGGACCAAAUGAACGAGCUGAGCGAUCAUUGGUGAUAAGUAGUGUCGAAAUGAGUGUCGGCGACAACUUCGAGAACACUGUCGACUUCGCUGUUGUCGAUUCAAAUGUUAAAAUUUACAAUGUGCGAUGGUUCUCGACGCGCACCGUAAAUAAGCAUACUUGUGGAUAUCGGGCAUUCGAAGCAAAUCAGGUCUAG